AUGACGUCACCUCUACCUCCAGCAAUGAGUGCUGGGAGAGUAGUUGAUCCUCUAGAUGAUACGAAUGGAUUCAAUUUCCAUGACUUUGACGCCUUGCAAUUAUCUGUUCCUGUGGAGACAACAAAAUAUGAUUUUGUCGAGAAAUUUUUGACUAGAGUCAUGAAUUUGAAAAGACCUAAUGACAUUUUACUGUUUGGCGAAUCAAACCUCAAGCUUUCCAAGAAACGACCCAAGUGUGUGGAGAUUCUACCCCAAGUUGCGGUGCCGCCUGAUUUAUGGCUAGAGCCGCAGAUAGCGAUACAAUACAUAAAGAUUAAAAACGCGGUAUUGAAAGAGGUUAACCAGCACCUACGCCAGUGCCUAGAUGCACUCAGAGAUGGCGAAUCACCACCUUUUGACGAGUCAACCCUAUUAGUCCUUGAAAGUCGUAUCAAGGAGUCCAACUUUUUGGAUUUUGCGAGGUCCGACUCAGAAACGGAAUUUCGCUUCAGCUCUUUGAACGAGGAAGAUGAAGAGGAGAGCCCUUCAACAGAAGAGGAGUCAUUAAUGAUAGAAAAAAAGGCGACUGCUCUUUCCAGAUCGGCCCAUCUCUCGCUCCCGCACAACGUCGGGCUCCUUCUCUCAUAA
Molecule: messenger RNA, 627 nt
Organism: Clavispora lusitaniae ATCC 42720
Lineage: Eukaryota; Fungi; Ascomycota; Pichiomycetes; Serinales; Metschnikowiaceae
Source: RefSeq, a predicted model, not a curated record